Gasterosteus aculeatus aculeatus (three-spined stickleback) is the source of this 3569-nucleotide messenger RNA. It is a transcript of the gene dcaf12, whose product is annotated as DDB1 and CUL4 associated factor 12. Lineage: Eukaryota; Metazoa; Chordata; Actinopteri; Perciformes; Gasterosteidae. Gene Ontology annotation, molecular function: protein binding. The record is from RefSeq and is a predicted model, not a curated record. Gene Ontology annotation, cellular component: Cul4-RING E3 ubiquitin ligase complex.
AUUUGUGCGGCUGCGCGAUGCUCGAUGCUUUCGCCGUUGCUGACGCGACUUGGCAGGGGGAACAUGAGAGUGUGGACCCUGUGGUAGUAGCUAGCGACGUUGUAGCAACCGAGAAAGGAGGAGGACGAGAGAACUACCACGAAGGAGUAUAAUAGGCAAGCUAAUGGUAGCAGGUCAGCGGCAAUCCUAAUCGGCGACUAACCAACCUCUCCCGUAUGUGAUCGCCCUUGCUCGUCGCGGGACGCUGCCAGCGAGGGCCAAGGAGCGAAAUAGCAUAUCGCCAUUAUAUGAUCCAGUGUCCAACGUCACUUUUACCCUCCAUGUGGGUGAGGGAGCUGUGUGUAUCAGAUUAUGGCGAGAAAAACAGUUAGCAGGAAAAGGAAGGCAGGAGAGCCCAAGGACCAACAACAGCUGGGAUGGUGUCAAGCACCAAACAAGCGUAGCCGCGUUUCUUGUUCAUCACGUCAUGCCCAGCAGUGGUGGUGCGGCCGGCGCUCGGUGGUAUGUGCCCUGCGGGGGCGGGAGUUCAGACCCCAACAGCAGCACGAGUUAAGGCUGCAGCGGAGCCUCCGGGGCUUUGCAGCCGGCAGACUCCCCAGGAUCCUCAAGGAGAGAGAGUUCUCCCUGGGGCGACUCAACAAGGUGUUUGCCUCUCAGUGGCUCAACCACAGGCAGGUGGUGUGCGGUACCAAGUGUAACACGCUCUUUGUAGCUGAUGUCCUAACGGGACAGAUAACACGCAUCCCCAUGAUGAAGGACCGGGAGUGUCGUGGGACAGGCUCGGGGGUAGUGGGCGCGGUGGUGACGGGCCGGCAUUACCAACCCACAGCAGGCAGUCGUGCCCGGCUGGACCAGCAGGGCUGUGGGAUCCACGCUAUUGAACUCAACCCCUCUGGAACGCUGCUAGCCACUGGAGGAGACAACCCUAACAGCCUGGCCAUCUACCAGCUGCCCACAUUGGAUCCCGUUUGUGUGGGAGAUGAAGGUCACAAUGACUGGAUCUUCUCUAUUGCAUGGAUCAGUGACAACAUGGCAGUGUCUGGGUCCAGAGACGGCUCCAUGGGCCUAUGGGAGGUGACCGAGGAGGUAAUGAGCCAGGCGGAGCGAAGUCAGAGUGACGAGGCGGUACCGUCAUACGCCCACAUAUCCCACCGUGCACUCAAGGAUAUCCCCAAGGAGUACACUAACCCAUACAACUGUAAGGUCCGUGCCCUGGCCUUCAACAACAACCAUAAAGAACUGGGGGCUGUGUCUUUGGAUGGCUAUUUCCAUCUCUGGAAAGCUGAGCACAACCUGUGCAAGAUUCUGUCCACCAAGCUGCCUCACUGCAAAGAGAAUGUGUGUCUGGCGUAUGGACAGGACUGGUCGGUGUACGCUGUGGGUUCCCAGGCCCAUGUUUCCUUUCUGGAUCCACGGCAGCCUACACACAGCAUCAAGUCUGUCAAUUCAAGAGAGCGAGGAAGUGGGAUCCGUUCAGUGAGUUUCUACGAGCACAUCGUGACAGUGGGCACCGGGCAAGGUUCCCUUCUCUUCUACGACAUCCGGGCUCAGAGGUUUCUAGAGAACCCUUUGAAUUCAGGCGGAGGGUACCGAAAGUUCCCCGGAGACGGCAUCCUCAAACUCUCUACCGGGAAAGGCUGGCUGAAUCACGAUGAGACGUGGAGGAGCUACUUCUCAGACAUUCAUUCCUUCCCCAACGCGGUGUACACCCACUGCUACGACGAUUCUGGCACCAAGCUGUUUGUAGCAGGUGGGCCGCUCUGCUCCGGCCUGCACGGCAACUACGCAGGACUGUGGAGCUAGCCUUUCCGUCUCCUCCAUCACUCUUCUCACUACGUCCUCGUCCAGGCAUUUUCCCGACCGGUCCCUCCAUCCUCUCGCUCCAUCCUCCCGCAAGUCCGUUGACAACACUGUCCUCGGUGUUCCUCUUGCUCUUGUUGAGUGGUGAACCGGUUUUGCUCACGUGUGGACUGGGGAGCAUGACCUGCCGCGCCCCCCCCCGCAGCAGUGUCCCAUCUUUGAAUAUUGUUGCGUAUGUUUGUGUCCAGCAUUCCUCCACCCCUUCCUCCCCCAAUUAUUCCUGUGCUCCUUUCCACCUCAACCAGUACAUUUUUCAAAAGCUUCAAAGUCUGCCACGGAGUUUUGAGAAACAUCAAGAUUAGAAGAAUUUCAGAAUUAAAAAAAAAAAAAUCCAACCCCCAGGGAUUAGGCUGUGGUAUUUUGCCGGCUCGUUUUUUUGUAUGUUCUGAUUGUGUUCACCGCUGCUUCCUCAGUGAUAAAAGACCGUUUCUUUGUAAAAUACCUGUGGAACUUUUCGGUUCCUUUUCGUUCGCUUACUGAAAUGAACGGCAAUAAAAUGAGGGAGAGAGGAAGAAGAUUUACUGAAGAGAUGAUUCCUUUCGAAGGACUAAUCUGGAGUGCAGUCGGACAUUUAAUAGAGAAUAUUUACUGGUUGGAGCAGCCCGUCCUGCCCCACAACAAUCACAAAGAACUUCUCCCUGCAGAAGUAGAACCCAACCAAAAUGGAACUUUGUGUUCAUAUUUGUUCUUACCAAGAUGAUGCAAAGGAGAAACCGUAAGAUUGCAAAUGCAUUAUUGUUCUGCUACGAAUUAAUCCCAACAAAAUGCUUAUUUUAUUUUUUGUGUGUGAUUUGAGAGGCAGACCUGCUGAUAUUCUAAUUUUCUUUACCUUUAUUUAUUUUCCCCUUUCACCGUCACAUAAAUUCCAUUGGUCAGGGUUGUUUAUAGCUGCUUCUUUCGAAGGAUAUAUUGUCUAUUUGCCCUUUGCUUCAUGAUCUGUUCUCUUCGACCUGAAUACCUUAAGCCGAUUUGACCAUUGGUGGUGUUCAAAUCCUGAUCUGUAACCAUUCUUGUGUUACUAGAAAAUUAUUUUUAAUUUCGGUAGUAAAAACAUAUUAUCAAAUAUAAUUGAUCAUAUUUGGGACUCCUCGACAGGAACUAGAGAGGACUUUGAUUUUCUUAACCAUCCAGUAAAAAGGAUGCAAGGACGACUGAGUUUUUUGACUCGAGCCUGGCAUUAGAUGCUACAGGCAUAUGCUUUGGUUUUUCGCAGUUGUAAAACUUUUUUUUUGUACCAAGGAGUAAGUGAUUUUGCUUAGUUUCCUUGUUUGGUAGAGGCAGGGUAGGCUUGAGUUAUGUUCUUGCCUUCCUCUGGUCUUUCUGUGAAAGACUGCCACAGGCGAUCAUAGUUUUCCUUUUCUAUAUGGAACUUUUAUCUAGUUUUCAUGAAAAUGACAUAUUGAAAAGAGAAGCCCCAAUUACGACAACAAAUUGAAUAAAUACCAAACACUGUUAAAGUGUAUUUUAUAUAUAAAUGUGUAUCUGUAUGUGUAAAAUACAUUGGGACAAUUGCAUACAUUUUAUGUAUAUGUCUGAGGAAGUGUGUGGAUUGAUCUGUCUUACUUAGUGAUGCUCUGUUUUUUUUUUAUACAUACCUCGUGAAUGUUUUUACAAAUGACGAAAUCUGAGGAUAUUGUAAGAUAUAAACAUCUGAAAAAGCAAGCUAUUAAAUCUCUGAAAAAGAGUAAACAAUAAAAAAAGUAUAUUGA